Messenger RNA from Aaosphaeria arxii CBS 175.79, 3040 nucleotides. Its product is annotated as cysteine proteinase. Gene Ontology annotation, molecular function: calcium-dependent cysteine-type endopeptidase activity. The transcript is spliced from 3 exons. NCBI's taxonomy places the organism in Eukaryota, Fungi, Ascomycota, Dothideomycetes, Pleosporales. The record is from RefSeq and is a predicted model, not a curated record. Bases 271 to 2922 code for a protein of 883 amino acids. Gene Ontology annotation, biological process: proteolysis. Gene Ontology annotation, cellular component: cytoplasm.
AGCUACACAAUGAAAGCCCAUUGGCCCAAUGGAGCUAGCUAUGCUCAGCUGUCCAUUUCAGCCCCCAACUUGAAAUAUGUGUGGUCUUAGGUCUAUAACCUGCACUGCAGCCUUGCCAGCUGGCAACCUCCUCAAAGUCUUUUCAUUUCUCUUCUCUUUUCUCCUACUGCAUUUUCCAGAAAAACUUACACAAAGCGGAGACGCUCAUCAACGACGCACUGCUUUCAAGCGAGACCGAAUCGAUCGCUUCAAACCCCUCUAGAAACCGCCAUGUCUUCAGUAUCAGGCGAUACGGAUGAGACCAAACCACCCCAGCAAAUCCUAGAUGAAUUUUGGGAGAAUCUUAUUACCAAAAAGCCAGGAAAGGUGACAAACAUAUUUCCACAGAGCCUUUACGCAAAUCUUCUCCCUCCCAAUCCAAACUCUGGGCCAGCCAAGGGUAAGAACGCAGCUGAGUCGUACCAAGCGGCAGCCGACCUCUGUCGUGCCCGCGUCAAGCGCAUCGUGCGUGAAUGCCACCGCACGAAUGAAAAAUUCACCGACCCCGACUUCGACAUCGAGGGCGGGGGCAGAUACAACUGCUUAGAAGGCUUACUCAAAUGGUACAAUCAGAAUUCUGAUUCGGGGGCCUCCACCAGCAUCAAUGGUCUUGCCGAGGCUUUCAAAACGCUGGCCGAUAGCAACAUGUUCGUUCCUUCGAUGACCAUCGAUCUCAAUGCUGCAUCCAAAGCGCUCAAUUCUUCCGGGGGCGAAAGCGCCAGUGAAUAUUGCCCACAGACCGUGCAUCGGAUUGACUGGAUCUUCGAUGACCCACAUUUCACGGUAGAUGGAUUCUCGAGUUCCGAUGUCCAACAAGGCCAAAACGGCGAUUGUUGGUUCAUUGCUGCUGUCGCGACCAUCUGCAGUAGCCCUUCGCUCAUGCACAAAAUAUGCGUGGAACGUGACGAAGAAUGCGGGGUUUACGGUUUCGUCUUCUACAGAGACGGUGAAUGGAUCUGGACCAUCGUCGAUGAUAACCUCUUCCUGAAAACUGCUGACUACGAUGACUAUGGGGAUAACUAUGACCCAUCGGCCAUUAAAGAACGCAAGUGGAAGAAAAAUCAUCAGACCGGAUCUGAUGCAUUGUACUUUGCAUCAUGUGCGGACCAAAAUGAGACAUGGCUUCCUCUAUUGGAAAAGGCUUACGCUAAAGUGCACGGCGAUUAUUCGUCUAUCGCUGGGGGAUGGUCGGGCGAAGGUGUCGAAGAUUUGACGGGAGGCACGACUACCAAAGUUCUUUCCAACAGGGUUCUUAGCAAGAAACGCUUAUGGAAUGAACUUCUUGAGGUUAACAAGACCUUUCUCUAUGCUGCCUCAUCAUCAAGCUGGUGGGGUGACGAUUCCGAAGCCAGAAGAGGCCUUCCGCUUAACCACGCGUACUCGGUUAUCAAAGCGGUCGAGGAAGAGGAUGAGGAUGGUAAGAAACAAAAACUCGUACAAAUUCGGAACCCGUGGGGAAAACGUAGCUGGAAUGGCGUAGGAGAAUGGAACGGCGCGUGGGCAGACGGCUCCAAAGAAUGGACACCAUAUUGGAUGAAUAAACUCAACUACCGCUUUGCGGAUGACGGCGUAUUCUGGAUGUCUUUCGAUGACUUGCUGAAACGUUUCUCUGUCCUUGACCGUACUCGACUAUUCGACCACAAGUGGACAGUCGUGCAGCAAUGGACAAGUGUCAAUGUUGCGUGGGUCACGGGCUAUCUCACGACCAAAUUCCAAGUUGAGAUCAAGAAGGCUGGACCAACCGUAUUCGUUCUUUCUCAGCUUGACGACCGUUACUUCCAAGGUCUCACAGGAAAGUACAACUUCGACUUACAUUUCUUGCUGCAAGAGGUAAAUGCCAAACCUGGUGACUAUAUAAUCCGUGCCCGCGGAGCUUGGUUUGGCAACCGUAGCAUCUCUGCCGAAGUUGACCUCGAGCCUGGAGUGUACGAGGUGGUGCCGAAGAUCGUAGCUUCUAAGGAUGAAUCUGCCCCCGAAGUUCAUUCUGUUGUCACGAAACUGGCAAACACAAACCCACAAAAGCUUCGCCAGAUUGGUCUGAACUACGAUAUUGCCAACGCAAAAGGCAUCAUCGAGCUCACCGAAGAGGAAAAGAAGAAGAAGGAAGCCAAGAAGAAGGCGGCAAGUGAGAAGAAGAAGAAAGAGAAGGAAGAUGCUGAGAAGGAAGCAGCAGAGUUCGCAUUGUGGAAGAAAGAGAAGAAGGAACGAGAAGACAAAGAAAAGGAAGACCAUGCUCAAUUGAAGAAAGAGGUCAAGGAAGAACUCAAGGCUGAGUUGAAGGAGGAGAAGACAGCGGAGAAGACAGAGGAGAAGACAGAGGAGAAGACAGAGGAGAAGACAGAGGAGAAGACAGAGGAGAAAACGGAAGAGCAGAAACCAGCGAAAGAACAGCCAGCUACAGCAGAAGAGCCAAAGAAGUCAGAAGAAACCCCUUCUACUUCAGUAGAGCAAUCAACCCAAACAUCAGACUCAACUUCGGCCUCCGCUACCGACACGAAAGUGGAAAAGACUCCAGAGAAAAAGACCACUACCGAUAGUGAAGAAACCAGUACUCAAACAACACCAACAUCUAGUGCCGAUCAAGGCCCUACUUCACCAGGAGCAGCACCCCCCACCGGCGGGGAACCCUCCGACCCAGCAAAAGACUCCGAUGAAUCCGAAAAAGAAAAGGAGAAGGACUCCGAGAAGUCGGAAGGCGAAAAAGAGAAGGAGAAAGACAAAGACGCGGAAAAGCAGAACCCAUGGAAUGCUGUCUGCGUGCUUGGUCUCCGUGUCUACGCUCAAGACGAGUCAGUGAGCAUCAAGCUGGUCAGGCCGAGAGACGCCGAAGAAGCUGCUGUCCUGGAUGCAGAUGGAGCGACGCAGGCUGGGGCGACGAUGUAAUCGAUGAUAUAAAAAGCCAAUCUCCUACUCUUGUCUAUUUUUUUUUUUUGCGUAAUGUUAAGUAAGGUAGAUGAAGUUGACUUUGAUGACGCCCGAUAAUGAAAUCCUUUUCACAUCA